Messenger RNA from Musca domestica (house fly), 746 nucleotides. RefSeq names its product dynein light chain roadblock-type 2. Gene Ontology annotation, cellular component: cytoplasm; cytoplasmic dynein complex; centrosome. The transcript is spliced from 2 exons. NCBI's taxonomy places the organism in Eukaryota, Metazoa, Arthropoda, Insecta, Diptera, Muscidae. The record is from RefSeq and is a predicted model, not a curated record. Gene Ontology annotation, molecular function: dynein intermediate chain binding. The coding region runs from base 324 to 662 and encodes 112 amino acids. Gene Ontology annotation, biological process: microtubule-based movement.
UAUUAGAAUUGAAGUCUUGAGAAAAAUUUAAAUUCCAUAUAUUCCACAAUUCUGAUUUUGAAAAUAUAAUUUUGAAGCCUUUAAAUUUUAAAAAAAUUCAAAAUUUUGAUUUUGAAAGAAAAUUAUCAGAAACCGCCGCUUUUGAUUUAAUAUUACCAUGGAAAGUUGUUUGAAAACUACAACCUGUUGUUGCCUAGGGUUGCCAUGGUGCUUAGCACUUGUUUGCUGGAUGUUCCAGUGACCCAUAUGUCAGAAUGUUUUUAUAAUUGUUGUCAAAUUAACAAAAACUUGAAAAGGAUUUCAUUCUUGGUCACGCACAAAAAAUGGACGCUAAUAAAAAUAAUUCGAGUAAACGUACCAUUGCCUAUGUGGAGGAGGUCUAUCGUCAGAUUCAACAAAAACCCGACAUUGCUGACAUUAUGAUACUCAACAGCAAAGGUAAUCCCAUCAAGACCACCAUGGAGAAAUCUGAGGCCAUACAAUUUGCUGGACUCUACGAGAGUCUGAGGGACAAGGCAACCAUGGGAUUGCAGAAAAUCGAUCCCACGGAUGAAAUAACAAUGCUGCGAAUACGAACAACUAAAAAUGAAUCCCUGAUUGUGCCGGAUGGUAAAAUUACGGUUGUGGUUAUCCAAAAUGCCAAGGAUCUUUAUUGCAAAUAGAAUUUGUUAUGAAAAACUGAAAUAUAUUAUUCGUUAUUGUACCACAACAAUUGUAAAUUCCUCUUCGGGAGCAAUCAAGUAUUC